Messenger RNA from Lethenteron reissneri (Far Eastern brook lamprey), 3060 nucleotides. It is a transcript of the gene BTBD17, whose product is annotated as BTB domain containing 17. The record is from RefSeq and is a predicted model, not a curated record. Gene Ontology annotation, molecular function: protein binding. Lineage: Eukaryota; Metazoa; Chordata; Hyperoartia; Petromyzontiformes; Petromyzontidae.
CAGUUGUGAUGGCAACAGCGAGGGUCAACACAACUCGAGAUGUGGCGGGGUGGCUCACAGAAGUCCUCGGAGGUUCCUCUGGUCACGAACCAAACAACGGCGCCGUCCUGGUGAAGCAACAACUCCCUGCGAAAUGUGCUCACGGAUUCAGAGGGGCCUUUGUGGGCGCUGAAGUGGCGUGCGGUGCAGACGUCCGCGAGGGAGACGGAGCCGCAGCAGCUUCAGAGGGCGCACCAGGAGGAGCCGCGAUGAUGAUGCUCGCACGGCCGCCACGGGGCCUCGCGCCUCUGCUGCUGCUGCUGCUGCUCUCUGUGUGCACGAGUGGCGUGCUCGACCUCGCCAGCGCAGGGGCGAUCAACCAGGCGCCGCAGCUGCUGGAGGAGCUCUCGCUGCUGGUGGAGGACGCGAACUCGAGCGACACGGAGCUGCGGGUGCUAACCGCGGGGGGCGGCGCGCCUCCACGCCGCUACCCCGCGCACCGCGUGCUGCUCGCGAUGCGCAGCCGCGCAUUCUCCGCGCUCCUCGCCAAUGGCAGCAGCAGCGGCGGCCUCCUGCACCUCACGCUCAGCCCCGACUGCGCCAGCGUGUUCAGCGCCUUCCUACGGUAUUUAUACACUGGGAAAAUUGUAGUCAACGUUGAGCAAGUGAUCCCUCUGUGCAUGUUGGCAUUAGAGUUCAAAGUGGAUUCUCUGCGACUCGGCUUGUCAAAGUUCAUGACGGAGAACCUGUGUCAGAGUCCUGUUGUGGCCUGGUACGAGUUCGCGGGGAAGGUCGGAGAUCAGAGCCUCGUGGCAAAGUUCAACCAGUUCAUCGCUUGGAACCUGUCCUCAGUCGUCAGCUCCCCGGAGUGGGCUGCGAUGUCUGGCGAACACCUUCACGGCUUGCUUCAGCGAUCGGAUCUGGUGCUCGACAAUGAACUGUCCCUCUUCAGUGCCGUGGCGCAGUGGAUCGAGAGAAACCAGCCAAACAGCUCCACUGCCGAAGCCCUCCUCAAGUCCAUUCGCUUCCCGAUGAUGACCCCGCUGCAAAUCCUGCAGCUGAAGACAGAGUCUCCGGUUUUGAAGAAGUACGAAUAUUCCAUCAAUCACCUGCUCGACCAGUCGUUUCAAUUCCACUCCGUAUCUCCCGUUCAGUUUGCCAAAUAUUUCGAUGUGAAGAAGGCCAUGUUCAUUCCACGCAACUAUCUCUCGCCGUCCUGGGGCACCCUGUGGGCCAUUCAGAACCCCGCUCGGGACGAUCGCAGCAUCGUUUUCCAGACGCAAACCAGCCCCAGCAACUUUGACUACGGCAAGAAGAUUUCGUGGAACGUCGUGUUUUCACCAAGGAAGCUGAAGCUCGAGCAGGGCGUGAUGCAGCAGCAGCAGCAUCAGCAGCAGCAGCAGCAGGGGUACCGGGGCUCUCAGAGCAGCGGAGGGCACGCAGACCUCAGCCCCAGGCUUCACAUCAUCCCCGCCUCGCCAACCAUCGGAGGAGCGGGCGUCAAGUACCAAAAGACGGUUCUGAUCGGGAGCAAGAGGCAGGGCCGGAUGAUCGUGAGGCAGAUUUCGAAUUUCUAUCAGAGCACAGAUGAGAUGGGGAACUUCUUAAAGGAUGCAGACAUCGUGAAGCGCUCCUCAGAGUACCUCGUGGAUAACGCCCUCCACCUCCACAUCAUCGUCAAGCCCAUGUACCAACCGAUCGUUGACAUGAAAUGAUGGCUUCACAAACAGCUGCCCUGGAGAGAGAGAGAGAGAUAGCGCCUCCUGAGAGCCGUGGCGCGAGUUACUGACGCGCCAUCCUGCAGGCGAGCAAUGCAGGAAUAGCAGUGAAUUAACAAAGUCAAUGACCCGUGCACUGACCACCCACGUGACCCCUUCUCACUUCCCCAGCAUGGCUUGCUGCUGAAAGUGGCCUGGAGACAAUCCGCGGAGUCGCUGUUGUGGUGGUGGUCGUGGUGGUGGUGGUGGUUGUGGUGGUGGUUGUGGUGGUCGUGGUGGUGGUUGUGGUGGUGGUUGUGGUGGUGAACGGGGUAAAUGGUUGCAGGCCUCGACAUCAGCUGGAGUCCAACGUCCCACAGAGGAGAAGGCCGCGCGUCUGCGUCGUCAUCGUUCAUUUGCGCUGCGAGCGUUUCUCAGCAGCACAAGAUUAAGCGUCAGUGAGAGCGCUCUCGAUGACGCUUCGCAACCGUGACUCACGACUGAGACUCACGGCUGUGGCUCACAGCUGUGGCUCACGACUGUGGCUCACGACUGUGACUCACGGCUGUGGCUCACAGCUGUGGCUCACGACUGAGACUCACAGCCGUGGCUCUUCACGACUGUGGCUCUUCACAAUUGUGGCUGACAACUGUGGCUCACGACUGUGACUCACAGCCGUGGCUCUUCACGACUGUGGCUCACGGCUGCCUUUCACCACAAGGCACCACGCAGGUGUUCGCGUGUCCCCGGAACGCGUCUCGCGAGAUCCCCCCCCCCCCCACUCCGUGCAUCCAUCCAUUGGUGGAUGGAUGUUGACUCUCAGUGCUCACCAUACUCGCAUCUAAUCGCGUGCUUACUCAACAAUAAUCGAUUAAUUGUAACAAUCGUGGCGAUUCUGCAAGUCGCUGCGGUUCGCUUGGAGCAGCUCUCCUGUUGUUAUUCUCGUGGCUCUGACACAGUGGAAGCUGGAUACAAGCACACGUUGCAGAAGCCACAGUUACAACAUCAGCAACGCAUGCUUACAGGACACUCGUGGAGGGAAGUUAAGACAACUUCGAAAAUAAGCAAAUACUUCGGAUAUAAGCACAGCUGGCCUUGCUCCCAAUGGGCCUGCUCAUCCGGGCGGCUGCGUUUCCACUGUCGACCAAACCCGAACAGAUUCCUCGGCCAGCCUGGGUCUGUCAACGCCGAGCGGUCUCCUGGAAGAGAGUUGCGCCGAGACCGCUACCAGGUCCACAGAUGCCCAAUCCCAGAGCGUCCGGGUCAGAGCGGGACAGGUGGCAGCCCCCGUGCUUGCAUCCAGCUGCGACUCGGACCAAGUCAGCGCUUCACGUCCCGUCUCUCCGUAUUAACCGCGCACUAACCCAGUCAAUAAAGACACGUG